AACCUAGGAACAUAUAUGGGCGGAGCUGAAUUGACGCAACCACAGUGGAGAGACGUUCGCAAUGCAUGAUGGGAAGAGGUGUUUUCGUCGCAGAAAUCUAGGGCAGCCAUCUUGCGGGACACAAGGAAGCAGGAAGGGGUGGUUGAAGGUUUGCGCAUUAAGUAUCAUGCAUUGUAAGGCCUAGGGGGCGGGAAGGACGGGGAUUUUAGAACUUAGAUGAACCGCAGCUUUCGAACACAACGCUUGCUUGACUAAAAUUUCCAUUCUGAACGUCCCCCCGGUCCUGGGUCGGGUGGCUGUCCCCACGGGAUUUGCUUCGCCACGGCAGGAGAGCGGGGCGCCCGGCGGGGCGGGGGGGACAGCGUGACAUCCAACAGCGUUGGUUUUAGUAGUAGGCGCCGCCGGUGUCGGAGGAAGAGGAGGAAAGGCGGAACGUUGCGGAAUAGCACAGAUAGAAGCAUGGAGGCGGAGCGAGGGGAACAGAGUAAAGAAGGUGAAGUGAAUGUUUUGGAUGAUAUUUUAACGGAAGCGCCCGAUCAAGAUGAUGAAUUAUACAACCCUGAAAGUGAACAAGAUGUGAAUGAGAAAAAAGGUUCCAAACGAAAAAGUGAAAGAAUUGAAAUGACUGAAAAUAAGAGACAAAAGCAGUCUUCACAUAUGAGCAGACAACCUCCUCAAAGAGUAGCAUCUGGGGCUAACAAGAAGGUAAUCAGCACCAAAGGGAAACCAGUUACAGAAUACAAGUGUGAUGACUUUCACAGGCAAGACAGGAACAGAAGGUCAGAUGGGGACAGAAGAAUCCGCUCCUCAAGUGGCACCGCAAGAGACAAUUAUAAAGGCCCACAAGAUAAAAUCAGCAUCAGGAAGAGAGAAUCUGACAGGCGACCUAAAUCCAGUACACCGGAUAUGGCUUCUGAGAAAAUAAGACAUGAAGUAAGCAGACGUCAAAGCAGAUCCAGCCAUUCUUCAAAUGAAGGCAACUCUGAUGAUUAUGGCUCUGAAAGGGAAACUGGCAGCAGUGAAUCAUCAGAUGAAGAACAAGGCAAUAACAGUGAGAAUGAUGAAGAAGGAAUGGAAGAAGAGGAUGAGGAGGAAGAUGAGGGGGAGGAAGCUGAAGAGGGUGAAGAAGAGGAGGAAGAGUAUGAACAAGAUGAACAUGCUCGAGACCAGAGAGAUGGAAAUGAUUAUGAUACUCGUAGUGAGGCAAGCGACUCUGAAUCAGACUCUGCCUCUUUUACUGAUGGAGAUUCUGUUAGAUCUGGUUCAGGAUCUGACAUUUCAGAUCAAAAAAAGAAGGAAAGGAAAAGGGCUAGAGGUAUUUCUCCAAUUGUGUUUGAUAGAAGUGGAAGUUCUGCAUCAGACUCUUAUGCAGGUUCAGAAAAGAAGCACGAAAAAUUGCCCUCUUCUGUUCGUGAUGUUCGAAAAGAACGCACCAACAAAAUUAGAUACAUUCUGCAAGAAGCUAGAUUCUUUCUUAUCAAGAGUAACAACCAUGAGAAUGUGUCUUUGGCCAAGGCAAAGGGUGUUUGGUCAACUUUACCAGUUAAUGAAAAGAAGUUAAAUGCAGCUUUUAGAUCUGCAAGGAGUGUUAUUCUGGUGUUCUCAGUUCGAGAGAGUGGAAAAUUUCAAGGAUUCGCUAGGCUGUCCUCUGAGUCACAUCAUGGUGGGUCCCCUAUUCAUUGGGUGCUGCCUGCUGGAAUGAAUGCAAAGAUGCUUGGUGGAGUCUUCAAAAUAGAUUGGAUUUGCAGGAGAGAACUACCAUUCACUAAAUGUGUUCAUCUAACCAACCCUUGGAAUGAACAUAAACCUGUAAAGAUUGGACGAGAUGGUCAGGAAAUAGAACCUGAUUGUGGAACCCAGCUCUGCCUUCUAUUCCCAGCGGAUGAUUCUAUUGACUUGUAUCAAGUCAUUCAUAAAAUGAGGCAUAAGAGACGAAUGCAUUCACAACCCAGAUCACGAGGAAGACCAUCUCGUCGUGAGGCAACACGAGAAGUGGGAAGGCGUCGACCAGAAGAGUACGAUAUUCAUAACAGAAAGAAACCAAGAAUUGACUAUCCUCCUGAGUUCCACCAGCGCCCAGGUUUUGUCAAGGAUCCACGUUACCAAGAAGUAGACAGAAGAUUCACUGGUGUUCGAAGAGAUGUAUUUUUAAAUGGGUCUUACAAUGAUUAUGUAAGGGAAUUUCAUAAUAUGGGCCCACCUCCACCAUGGCAAGGAAUGCCACCGUAUCCGGCAAUGGAGCAGGCUCCUCAUCAUCCAUACUAUCAACAUCAUGCACCGCCACCUCAAGCACACCCACAGUUCUCAGGUCAUCAUCCGGUUCAACAUGAUGCAAGAUAUCGGGAUAAACGGGUUCAUGAUUAUGAUAUGAGAGUGGAUGAUUUCCUUCGGCGAACGCAAGCUGUGGUGAGCGGAAGAAGAAGCCGACCUAGAGAGCGUGAAAGAGAGCGGGAACGUCCCAGAGACAACCGUCGAGACAGGGGCCGUGAUCGUGAUAGAGAUCGUGAGAGAGAGAGGAUGCGUGAUAGGGAAAGGGGGGACAGAGGAGAUAGGGGCAGAUACAGGAGAUAAAUUCCUUGGCCAACACUGGUUAUGUCCUCUCUGAAAUUUACCUUCAUAUUUUCUCCUUACGCGUGUUUACAAAAUAGUGACAUUUCUGUUCAGUUUGUCGAAUGCUUAAGCAAAAGAGAAUACUGCUCAUUUUAUAUCAUUUGAACCUCUGUUGCGCACGUGUGUAUGAAAUGGAGAUUUAUUAAAAUGGCCAAAAAAAGAUGCAAAUUAAAAAGCCUAUACUAGUGCAAAGAAAUAAACUUGUCUUUGGUUAAUUGUUCAUCUUAGCGGUAUUUCAUACCAGCGUUUUUGUUUGUUACUCCAUGGGCCGUAUUGCAUAUACCCUGUUUUCAAAGGCCACUGAUGAAGUGGUUUGUUAACUGCCUUCACAGAUUUCCCUGUUCCUUUUGUAGUUAGUGAGGAUUCUGUGAAUAUAAUGCUGCUAUGAAGUAUGCAAAUUCUGAAGUUAUGGGCUGAUGAACAUAUUGUAGACACCCUUCUGCCCUUUUAUCCUUGUACUAUUUGGCAAUGAUGAAAGCAAUACUGGAAAGCCUGUUGCCUACAUUUUUUUUAAACACUUGCAUCUAAAUUUGUACCUCUUCACUUUUUCUCAGUUGCAGACUUGUGGAGAAUGCAAGCAACCUAUGUGCUAGAAAAAAUAUUUUGACCAUGUUUUCUCCUGCUAUCAUUUUGUACCUGGCUGAUAACAAUGUAAUUUAAUUUGUUACUGCAGUGGUUUUUUUAAGCCAUAUGCUAGCAGUUACGAUAUUUCCUCUGCUACAAAUGCACCUCUUAUUUUGUGUAGUCUUGUACCAUUAUGCGUUAUUUUGUGCAGUUUUAUAAUAAAAGCCACUGUGAUUAUUAA
Xenopus tropicalis (tropical clawed frog) is the source of this 3415-nucleotide messenger RNA. RefSeq names its product YTH N6-methyladenosine RNA binding protein C1 (gene ythdc1). Gene Ontology annotation, cellular component: nucleus. Gene Ontology annotation, biological process: mRNA processing. Gene Ontology annotation, molecular function: RNA binding; mRNA binding; N6-methyladenosine-containing RNA reader activity. The coding region runs from base 460 to 2571 and encodes 703 amino acids. The record is from RefSeq and is a predicted model, not a curated record. Lineage: Eukaryota; Metazoa; Chordata; Amphibia; Anura; Pipidae. The transcript has 17 exons.